Ordospora colligata OC4 is the source of this 2067-nucleotide messenger RNA. RefSeq lists its product as uncharacterized. The record is from RefSeq and is a predicted model, not a curated record. The transcript has a single exon. NCBI's taxonomy places the organism in Eukaryota, Fungi, Microsporidia, Ordosporidae. The coding region runs from base 1 to 2067 and encodes 688 amino acids.
AUGGAAAUCAAAGAGAAUGGAGAGGACAUGUUGCAUUGCAGUGAAGGAUUGACGGCAGUUGUGGAUAGGCUUGAUAUGAAUAAUAUGCAAGAUGUGAUUUGGGCAUAUAAGCAUAUUGACAGUGUAUACAGGCAUUCUAAAGCUGACUUUGGCAAGAUUGUUGGAAUGCUGACAAUGCAGAAAGGAAUUGAUUUCAACACAGGCCUGAUGAUUUUGGAGGAGAUUGGGAAUGUGAUGCAUGCAUGCUUUGGAAAGAAUGUAAUUGAUGAGGAGAUUAUGUUUGUGAUUGAUAAAUGCGGAGUGGAUCUUGGAGAUAGGGGCAAUAUGCCACUUGAAUGGUGUGCAGAUUAUGUUUACAAGCUUGUAUUACCGCUGUCGAGGCUCUUUACUAAGCAGGUUGUUGACAUAGUUGCAUUUCUAUUUACUAGGACUACUGUUGCACAAUUUGAUGAUUUAUUUGAGAUAUUUACAGGCAAGAAGGAUGUUCUGGCAGAGUUACAUCUUUUGAAGGUACGACUGAUGAGAGAGAGAAGUGCAAAAUACAUAUGCACGAAAUGCAGAGCACAGAGAAUGGAAAGUGAUGCAAUUGAAGAUUACAUAAAGGCAUUGAAGAUAUCUGGCAAUAACACAGCAACUAAUGUUGAGAACGAUGUCAUGCGUGUUAAUGAAUCUGAAAUUGAAAGUGAUAAAGAACAAAUAGUUAGAACUGAUUUUUAUGCAAUGGAUGAGUUUGAGAGAUGCAAGUCAAUGAGUGUGGAAAAGCAGCCUGAUGGGCUGGAGCUCUGCCAGGACAGGCCUUUUUCUGAGGAUUCUCAUGAAGAGAGUAGUAGCAAGGUUGAAGAUGCGCAAGAGUGUUUGAGUGAUUGCAAGCAGACGAUAGUUAAUGAUUUUAAAGAUAGUUUGGAACUCACAAGCCAUGGAUCUGGCACAUUGAUUGUGAAUGCAGAGUGUAAAUGCAAAGCAUAUGAUCAAUCGGAAGAGCGCCGUUGCCUAGAUGAAGCAAAAAAGUAUCUUCUGGAGAUUGAAUUGGCAUCAGCAAAGUUUUUUAUUGAGAAUGCAGCAUUGUAUCUUGCUUUUACAUUCGACAAGGACCUGCUUGAUAUGUUUAGCAAAUAUAUUAACACUGAAUAUCGAGGAGUGUGUGCGAUGAAUCUUUUUAGAAUGAAGACGGUGGAGGCCAGUGUUUUAGAGCAGAUGGUUUGUAAGAUGAGCGAUAUGAGGAAGGAGAUACUGAUGGCUGAGAGUCUUGUUGUUUCUUUGGCUACUGCAAAGAUGUAUGUUGCAUGGUGUGCUGAGACAUUUGAAUCGAUAUCGACGCAGUCGAUGAAUGAUUAUUUGGAAAUCAGCAAACUGUAUGCACGGUUUCUAAGGGUGUUUAGGCAUAGAAAGAUGUUUUUUGUAUUUGAUGGAAUAUGUGGAAGCCGAGUUGAGAGAAUAAGCAGCUCGGUGGGGAAGCAUCUUGCGAAUGAUCUGAAGGAGAUAAUUGAGAUGAUUCUGAGUUUGUAUGAAAGUAACAAUGAGAUAGAUGAUGGUGUUGAUAAGUUGAAGAGCUGUAUUAUUAUAGAUGAUGAACAGUGUGAGGGUGUAGUUAAUGGUGCAUGUGCUUCUGAUGAUCUGAAUUGCAAUGUAGCACAUCAAGAAGCACAUUGCAGUAAGUGCAAUGAAAAUAAUGAAGAAGAAAUAAUUUUUGAAGGGAUAAAAUGCAAUGAAGCAUCUGAGGCAUUUGUAAGAGACAAGCUGAAGGAAAGGAUUCUGGAGAUAUGCAAGUGCGAUAAGAAGGUGUUUUUAUCGCAGAUAGGAGUUAUUGAAAACUUUGAUGAGGAAUUCCGAACAAGAGUGAUUAAGGUAUUGUGUAGUAAUUAUGAUGAGGAUUGGCGAUAUAGAAGGGCAUUGUUACAUUGUUGUAAGAUGCAUCCUUUGAUAUUUAAGGAUAGUGGGAUAGUUGAGUUGUUUGCCAAGGAUCGAGUUUUUGCUGUCAGAAGGACUGCAUUGGAUAUGAAGCAAGAAGAAGAUGAAGUAGAAGCGAGGCGUGUGAGUGCCAUUCAAGAGCAAAGUGAAAAGCUAUGA